UGGAAGUUCAAGCACACAACGCUGAAGACCUGUCCUGAGGGUGCUUUAGAAAGUCUCCAGAGGGUCAUUCCAUGGGGGAAAAUCCUGCCAAGAGCCAUUAUGCACAGCUUAACCAAGGAGAAGAGAAUGAGAUGGAGAUUUUUGGCUACAAAACCCAAGGCUGCCGAAAGGCCUUGUGCAUUGCUGGAUACAUCUUGUCCUGUGGGGCUCUGCUGCUGCUGUUUUACUGGAAGCCGGAGUGGGAUGUGUGGGCAAACUGCACCCGCUGCAGCUUGGGAGAAGCAGACGUUGUUCUGCUCAGAACAACAGAUGAAUUUCGGAUUUAUUCUCGUAAGACUGUGACAUGGAUCUCUGUGUCUGCACUUAUCAGAAGUAGGUCAGAUUAUCCAGCCACUGCUGAGGAAGACUCAAUCUUCAGCAAAGCCAUAAUGAAGACAAGUUUGCAAGUGAAAAGUAUCCAAGUACAAAAAAUCCGCUAUGUCUGGAAUAUCUAUGCAAAAGAGUUCCAGAAAGUCGGAGUCCUAGAAGACCACCACACUUGCUCAGCUAUACAUGCCAAAUUUGGUUCUGGUCUCACCUGCAAUGAACAGAAUGUCAGGAGAGUUAUAUGUGGGCCAAACACUAUUGAUGUUCCAGUGAUCCCUGUUUGGAAACUACUCAUCAAAGAGGUCUUAAAUCCAUUUUACGUGUUCCAGCUAUUCAGUGUGUGUCUGUGGUUUGCUGAAGAUUACAUGGAGUAUGCCACUGCCAUCAUAAUCAUGUCUCUCCUCUCGAUUUUUUUGACUGUAUAUGAUCUUAGACAGCAAUCGAUUAAACUGCACAGACUGGUUGAGUCUCAUAACAACAUCAUGGUCACUGUCUGCAGAAGUACGGAAGGUUUCCAAGAGCUGGAAUCACACCAUCUUGUUCCUGGAGAUACGCUGGUUUUGAAAGAGGGCAAAACCCUUUUGCCUUGUGAUGCGAUCCUGAUCAGCGGGCAGUGCAUUGUAAAUGAAAGCAUGCUGACAGGGGAAAGUAUUCCGGUAACAAAGACCCACUUACCCCAAGCUGAUAACUUCAAACCCUGGAGAAUGCACUGCGCAGAGGAUUACAAAAAACAUGUCCUCUUCUGUGGAACAGAGGUCAUACAGACCAAAGCAGAUGACAGAGGAGUAGUGAAAGCUGUGGUGCUGCGGACUGGUUUCAAUACAGCCAAAGGGGAUCUGGUGAGGUCCAUUCUGUACCCAAAACCCAUGAACUUCAAGCUGUACAGAGAUGCCCUCCGGUUCCUGAUGUGCCUCAUAGCAUUUGCAGCCAUUGGAAUGAUCUAUGCAGUGUGUGUAUUUGCACUUAAUGGGGAGGAGGCAGGAGAAGUGGUGAAGAAGGCUUUGGAUGUUAUCACUAUUGCUGUCCCCCCAGCUCUGCCAGCUGCCUUGACAACAGGGAUCAUUUAUACUCAGCGGAGGCUGAAGAAAAAGGGCAUCUUCUGCAUCAGCCCACAGAGGAUCAACAUGUGUGGACAGCUGAACCUCAUCUGCUUUGACAAAACUGGCACCUUAACAGAAGAUGGCCUGGAUCUUUGGGGCUUGCUGCCCUCUGAAAGAAACUGCUUCCAGGACAUUCACAGCUUCCCUGCGGACCACAGCCUGCCUUGGGGCCCAGUGUUCAGAGCAAUGGCGGUUUGUCAUUCGCUAAUUGUUUGGCAGGGCAAGAUCCAAGGAGACCCACUGGAUGUGAAAAUGUUUGAGGCCACUAACUGGGUGAUAGAUGAUUCCAGUGGACACCAGAUUGAAGGUCAAGGAUCCACACAUGCCACAAUUGUUAGACCCGGGCCUAAAGCCAGCAGUGCCCCGGUGGAAGGAAUUACCAUUUUACAUCAGUUUCCAUUUUCUUCAGCUUUGCAGAGAAUGUCUGUCAUUGCCCAGGAAAUUGGUGGGGAACAGCAGGUCUUCACAAAAGGGGCUCCAGAAAUGGUAGCCAUGUUAUGUAGAGCAGAAACAGUCCCAUCAAACUUUGAAAGCAAGCUUCUGCUCUACACAGCACAGGGCUUUAGGGUCAUCGGACUGGCAUGUAAAUCUCUACAGGCGGGGAAGCAAUCUACUGAUCUAACAAGGGAGGAGGUAGAAUCUGAUCUGACAUUCCUGGGUCUGCUGAUAAUGGAGAAUCGAUUAAAGAGGGAAACAAAGCCUGUCCUGGAAGAGCUCACUGCUGCCCAUAUCAGGAGUGUUAUGGUCACAGGUGACAACAUUCAGACAGCUGUGACUGUUGCCAAAAAUGCUGGCAUGAUUUCUCCAACAAACAGAGUGAUUCUUGUGGAGGCAAACCAAAUGCCUGGAUCUUUUUCAGCAUCUAUAACCUGGAAACCACUAGAAGAAGAUAAAACUGAAAAUUACAGAAGCCUGGAGGAUGACAGUCAGACUGAAAGAAGAAUCAGGCUGGCGUUGGAAUCAGGCCAAUAUCAUUUUGCCAUGAGUGGAAAAUCUUACCAAAUUGUAGCACAGCAUUUCAGGCACUUACUUCCAAAGGUAAGAUCUGGAUUAUUUAUUAUUAUUAACUGGAGUAGGUUUGCAUUCCAAAUGUCUCCUGGUCAAAAAUCCAGCCUCGUAGAAGAGUUUCAAAAGCUGGAUUACUUUGUGGGCAUGUGUGGAGAUGGAGCCAAUGAUUGUGGGGCUCUGAAAGUGGCACAUGCAGGGAUAUCACUGUCGGAGCAGGAGGCAUCUGUGGCUUCACCUUUCACAUCCCAAACCCCCAGCAUAGCAUGUGUGCCAGAGCUAAUCAGGGAAGGCCGUGCUGCCCUCGUCACUUCCUUCUGCAUGUUCAAGUACAUGGCACUGUACAGCACCAUUCAGUACCUUGGUGUUCUCCUACUGUACUGGCAACUAAACUCCUUUGGGAAUUACCAAUUUUUGUUCCAAGAUUUGGCUAUUACCACUGUAAUUGGUGUGACAAUGAGUUUCACAGGUGCCUAUCCAAAGCUGGUUCCCUACAGGCCUCCUAGCCAGCUCAUCUCUCCCCCGUUGCUGCUCUCUGUUGUACUUAACAUCCUCUUCAGCCUCAGCAUGCAGAUCUUCGGGUUUGUGGUCGUUCAGGAGCAGCCUUGGUAUUCCAAGACUGAUAUACACAGCGCCUGCCUCUCAAUGAACAACCACAUGGAGAAUUAUUCCUCUAUUUCUAGCCUGGGGCUCCAUGGGAUAAGAGGUGAAGCCCUUGAGCAAACGGCCAAUGGCUACAAGAGCUAUGAAAACACCACAGUGUGGCUGCUAAGUACCAUCAACUGCCUCAUUGUAGCCCUAGUGUUUUCCAAGGGAAAGCCUUUCAGGCAACCCAUCUACACAAACUAUGUGUUCAUACUGGUGCUCACAGGGCAGCUGGGCAUUUGCCUCUUCUUGGUGUUUGCCGAUAUUGAUGAUCUCUACUCUAAGAUGGAUCUUGUUUGCACCCCUACCACGUGGCGAAUCUCCAUGGUGAUAAUGCUGGCAGUCACACUUGCUGUGUCCUUCCUUGUCGAGGAAGCUGUCAUCGAGAACAGACCGUUAUGGCUGCUGCUGAAAAAGACCUUCCGGUACCACUCAAAGAGCCAUUACAAGAAGCUGCAGCGAGUGGUAGAGCAGGACUCAGCCUGGCCGCCUCUGAAUGAAACCUUCUUCUCAGAUUCUGUGGCAAUAUCAGUAGAGAGAAAUAUGGGAGGCCAUAGCAAUCCAACGUUUGACAGCAAUGAGGACACACUCUGA
This is a messenger RNA of Charadrius vociferus (killdeer), 3710 nucleotides long. It is a transcript of the gene ATP13A4, whose product is annotated as ATPase type 13A4. The record is from RefSeq and is a predicted model, not a curated record. The coding region runs from base 72 to 3710 and encodes 1212 amino acids. The transcript has 30 exons. Gene Ontology annotation, biological process: polyamine transmembrane transport; intracellular calcium ion homeostasis. Gene Ontology annotation, molecular function: ATPase-coupled monoatomic cation transmembrane transporter activity; ATP hydrolysis activity; ATP binding. Gene Ontology annotation, cellular component: late endosome membrane. Lineage: Eukaryota; Metazoa; Chordata; Aves; Charadriiformes; Charadriidae.